Molecule: messenger RNA, 1592 nt
Organism: Acanthaster planci (crown-of-thorns starfish)
Lineage: Eukaryota; Metazoa; Echinodermata; Asteroidea; Valvatida; Acanthasteridae
Source: RefSeq, a predicted model, not a curated record
UGCAGGUACGCAAACCAAGCAACACCGACCGCGCUCAGUUCAGUUGGAGUUAGAAACGCGCGCUGUUUUCAACAGGUCCGCCGUAAAGCAACAUCACUCGCGCACAGCUUCUCUGUGGAAGAAAUAUUAUCACUCCCGGGUUGUGAUCAAAAUAUCGUCCAAAGAUGGGUGAAUGGUCCAACGGUCUCUUCGGCUGCUUCAGCAACAUCGGGUUAUGCCUGAUCACAUACGUGGCGCCGUGUUACGUCGCCGGCAAGAACGCCGAGAAAAACGGAGAGGACUGUUUGCUGUACGGUCUGUUCUCUGUUCUGGGCUGUGUCGGACUCUGGUCCAUGACUAAAAUCCGCGGACAGACAAGAGCGGCAAAAGGGAUCGACGGAACCUACACAAACGAUCUGCUCAUGAUUCUCUUCUGCACGUUGUGUGCACUUGUCCAGGAGGCUCAGGAAUGGGAGGGGCCCGCUAGUGCUUCGAUUGCACGCGAAUAGACGCCAUCUUUUAUUCAACAAUUAAAACAGUGAACUCUCUUUGAAAACGGCGCGGAAGACUCCGCGACAGCUAAAUGGAAAUGUCACCUUCUAACUUUCGAGAUUUUAAUAUCGCUCCGGAUCUCCUGUUGCCAUGUAAAUAUCAAUUGAAACUUUGCACUUUUCUCGACUGCCUUUUUUUUCACUUAUGGUGAAGGAGUCUAAGAUACCGAACGUUGCGACGGGAAUCUUGGGUGAUUCAUAGCCUUGGAGGGGCUGAGCGUAGCAACUAAAUGAUGGCUAAAAUGUAAUCCCAAGCUACGGGGACAGGAGGCUUAGCUCAAGAAACAAGACCCAGCAAAUCCGGGGACAACACUGUCUACCUUUACUUCGUUACAAGACUUUCUUGUGGACAAAUUUUCUGAUAUCUCUACGGAUCUCUGGCUCUAGGCUCAUUUGCGCUAACUUUCUGCCCCGGAAAGUGAAUUCGUUGAAGCCUGACAUCAUGUUGUACAUGAACCACUUUCAUCGACUAUAAAUUCUUUGAGAAGAGUAGUUUCUUUAAUUAAAUUCUCGUCACUGAAUACUGUUUUUAAACACUGUACACAGAUUUCCCUAUUCAACUUACCAAAAUGCAUUUAGGCCUUGUGCAGCUACCUAUAAAAUGUAGCUGACUAAAUCCUGAUUUCUGACGAACGUUUUUAUAAAUAAAAACAUGCAUUAUUGACAUUUGUACCGUAUAGACUUUUAUUGUGAUAAAAAAAGAAAAGAAAAAUAUUUUGCUGCUUACUUUCGAUAAUUGUUUUAAAAUAGAAACCGUUUGUUUUAAGAGAAGUUCGAAUCUUGAGACAAAAUCAAUGUACACUUACAUCAAUAAUAUUACAUCCAUUAGUUUAGAUAUUAUGUUUCGGCGGCUUUACCCAGGAAAAAAUCCAAUGAACACUUACAAAGACAGAAUAUUAAGUCAUGUCUGCAUUAAACAAGCGUUAAUCUGACAUUUUUUUCGCAGUGGUACCUCGAUAUACAAUUCAAUGAAGGAAAGUUUUUCCUCAAAUCAAACUUUUUCCACUCCUUUUGCUGUGAUUUUUUUUAAUAACGAAAUAAAUUGUCAAAAAGGAAACUGUU